Molecule: messenger RNA, 3581 nt
Organism: Dermatophagoides pteronyssinus (European house dust mite)
Lineage: Eukaryota; Metazoa; Arthropoda; Arachnida; Sarcoptiformes; Pyroglyphidae
Source: RefSeq, a predicted model, not a curated record
UAUUAAAAGGAUUAGCAAUUGGUGCAGGAGUCGGAACAUUCUUGUAUUUGUUAUACUCAUGUAUUAAAUUUUGGAGAAAGGAGUAUAACACAGAAUUUAUGGCAAAAGAAGCUUACAAAGCAGAGAAAUUUCGGCAAAGAUAUGAAAAGGAAUUAAUUCGUGCGGUUUAUGAUCAUGAAGUUGAUGUUCAAGAUAAACUAUAUUUCACGAAUGCUCCUAAACAAACAAGUGAGAAGGGAGUAGCACAAUCGAUGAAAAAGCAAGAAAUUGCAAAAAUACCGAAAAAAGAUUUGAAAAAAAUCAAAAAGAAAAUCAAUUCACAAAUCGAGGCAAAGUCGAAAAAUGAUCCGAGUUUCUGGGAUGAUUACAAUAAAGAUCCAGAACAAUAUAAACAACCAACCGGUUUUAAGACGAAAGCUAAAAAAUAUUUCAAAAGUUUAUGGCCUUUUUCGAAAGGGAAUAGUGAAGAACAACUGAAAAGCGAAGAACUGGUCCGAUUUGAAGCUCGCCGACAGUAUGAAAAUAUCAGAAAAAAUCGAUUAGAAUUGGACAAAAUAUCAACAGGGUAUGAGAGUACGAUUGAAGAAAUAAAGGACGAUCCACUGUUGGCAAAAAUGAUCCCGAUUUUGAAUCAAGAACAUGCUGAUAUUUAUCGUGAAACCAUAAAAACUACAAACAUUCCUGAAUCCGGAAAGAAGGAUCAGCUUAAAGAAUGGACGAAAAACUUCAAAGACAACAGGAAUAAGUUUCGAAAUGAAUUUGACAAAAAGUUCGAAAUGACAUUUGGUGAAGAAUCUGAUAACAAAUUAAUAAAAAAAGGGAAUUUGUUGAAAAGUUCAACUCAUGGAUCGAAAACGACAGAAGAUGAAUCAACGAAAAUCCUAAGAAGUGAUUCAGACAAAGAUAAAAAGACACAAACACCGGUCAGUAUGAUAAGAAGGACCGAAUCAACAUCUAAACCAAAAGGAAGUCAAACGACCGAAAUUCUAUCAAGUGAUUCGUCCCAAGAUGAAAAGCCAUCAAAUCUCGGUUUAAUAGACGAGCAACAAUCAACAGACAACGUCAAAGUUUACCAAAACAAAGAUUCCGAAAAUCAAUUAAGUGAGAUUGAAAGAAAAAAAGCAGAAUUAAGAAAAAUACACGCAAUAGAACUUGAAGAGUGGGCAAAAAAAUACAAAAUUCGAGAAAAUCGUUAUAAUGAAACUGGUUCUGAAGCAGAUUUAAUUAUUUUAAACCGAAUGCUAAAAAAUAAACCAAAGCUUCCUUUCGAUGAUGAUGAUGAGAUAGUUGGUAUGACUAAACCUCAACGUCCAGAUAGUCAAACGUCCGAACAAUAUGAGAAAAAAGUCAAAAAACCACAAACAGACAACAACGUUGGAGCUUACGCAAAAAAAGAUUCCGAAAAUCAAUUAAGUGAGAUUGAUAGAAAAAAAGCAGAAUUGAGAAAAAUACACGAAAUAGAACUUGAAGAGUGGGCAAAAAAAUGCAAAAUUCAAGAAAAUCGUUAUAAUGAGACUGGUUCUGAAGCAGAUUUAAAUACUCUACAACGAUUGCAAAAAAAUAAACCAAAGUUUCUUUUUGAUGAUGAUGAUGAUGAUGAGAUAGUUAGUAUGACUAAACCUCAAAAUUCAGAAAUGAAACAUCGAAAAUCCACAGAUAGUCUGUCCGAAUUUCUUGAGAAUGAAAGAAAAAUAAAUAGAGCAGAAAUGAAAAGAGAACACCGAAUAAAGACUAAAGAGUGGUUGCAAAAAUACAAAGCACAAAAAUUUCGUUGGUUUGCGACUGGUUCUGAUGAAGAUAUGCGUAUUCUGGAACAAUUGAUAGAAAAUAAACCAACUCUUCAUCUUGAUGAUGAUGAUGAUGAUGAAGUAAUUAGUAUGACUAAAUCUCUACGUCCAGAAAUGAAACGACCAAAUUCUUCGCAGAUCAAAGAAACAUCCAGCUUUUCAUCACAAGAUGAACAAUCGACAUCAAACAAGUUGGACAAAAAAAUAUCAACAAACCAAGAAUCAACAAAUAUUCCAACCACCACCACCAACGAAAUAUCUGAACCAGAACGCAAAAUACCAUUAUAUUCGGAAAUAGCAGAAAAAAUAUAUGAAAAUGGUAUCAGAUAUGAAUAUUAUGAUCUAAAAGAUAAAAAAGGAGAAAUUUAUCAAUAUUGGGAAACAAGAUUAGAUAAAAUUGAUUAUUUAUUGGAACAUGAUGCUGAUCGAGCCGAAGCUAAAAAAAUGGGAAUUGAAUACGGUCAUUGUUUAGCAUGCGAAUAUGAAAGAUCGGAAAUACAACAGUUUGAAGAAUUAAAAGAGAUGGAUAAAAAAAUAAAAAACGCAAAAGAUUUUAUGGAAAAUGAUUUAAAGUCAAAACAGAAAAUAAUUAAUAAACAAAUUGAUCAGUUUGGAAAAGAUGAAAAUAAAAGAAAAAAUACCGAAAAUGAAAUUAAAAAAGAAAUAUUUGAUAAGUAUAAAGAACAAAUCGAAGAAAUAAAAUCAACAAAAGCUCCAGAAGAUGAACAGAAAGCAAAAUCUGGAAUAGAAAAAAAGAUAAGAAAAAUAUUUAAGUUUGGAAACGAAAAUGAUGUAGAUUUAGAACCAUUAGAAUAUCGUAUUGAACCAAUAUUAACUGAUGAAGAAAAAUUAAUUGUAAGUCAAGCGAUUGAACGAAGUUCUGAAAAAAAACAAUACAGAUCUUCGAUUCUUAAAGAGAUGCUAGAAUUCGAAAGAUUAGUUAAAAUAGAUAAAGGUAAAACACAAGAGGCAAUAUUAUUUAGAGACGAACAUUUUAAACCAUUAUAUCAGGAAAUAGUGGAUGGAAAUUUUGAAAACGAUAUUUAUAAAUUUGGACUACUCCUGGAUGGGACGGAUAGAUAUUAUAUAGAGAAAAGUAUUAUUGAUUCGAAAUCAGAACAUAAAUAUUAUCGAGCACAAAUAAUGAAUCAAAUUAAUUACUUCGCAGCAAAUAUUGAUCUUAGUGAAAGCGAUCGUGAAACUUUAACAGAUUUUUUUGAUAUUUUUAGAAAAAGAGUUAGAGGAACUGAUGAAUCAAUUAUGCCUGAAUAUCCAAUAUCCAACUUUAGGCGUAAUGUAGUACCUGGUCCAAAUCCUGUUUUAAGUGCAGAACAAGAAGAUUUUCUUUACUAUGAAUCUAUGAUUAAACCAAAAAUAUACAAUAAACCAGUCGAUUAUUAUGUUUGGUAUUUUAAAGAGCUUUAUGGAAUUAAAGGAGAAAAUUUUUAUGAUCCUUCACAUGUUCGUUUCUAUACAUUAGAUAAAGAAAAGACAAAUUCGUUUUUAAUGAGUUUAUUGAUUGAAUCAUUCAAUAAUUCUCAAUUUAGAAAGGCAAUGAAAUAUCCAUUAGUUCCCGUUACGCUCAAUAUGUUAGAUGAAACCCCCGUUACAUACGAAGAAAAAUAUUCAAGAUAUAGUGGUCUACCAAGAUCAUCAUCAUCAUCAACUGCAUCACAACCAUCCGAAACGGAUUCGUUUACAAAACGAGUGCAAAGAUCAGUGAAUCUUGCAUUAUUACAAACAAUCACUGAAAUGCAAGAAAAUCCAUUUACUGAUUAUAGUCAAAAAUUAUAA